This is a messenger RNA of Exophiala mesophila, 1648 nucleotides long. RefSeq lists its product as uncharacterized. The coding region runs from base 147 to 1532 and encodes 461 amino acids. The transcript has 2 exons. Lineage: Eukaryota; Fungi; Ascomycota; Eurotiomycetes; Chaetothyriales; Herpotrichiellaceae. The record is from RefSeq and is a predicted model, not a curated record.
CACGAAAAUCAUGGCGCAGCCCAAAUGGAGGUUCUUGAUCUCUCGGGUGUUAGCGUCACUAUCAAACUACAUUUCAUCACUUGGAUGAUCAUGAAUUCUUCUUGUCCUUGAAAUUGUUUCCCCAUCGUUCUCAGGUAGCAAAGACUAUGGCACCGCUUAACGAAAUCCUUCGCCGCAACUUCGACGCCGGUGCGCCAGCGCGGGCGUUCAAGGCACAAUGGUCAAGCAUGGGAGACGUGUUUUCGGUGCUGUUGAUUCUGGGUGGUGAUGUGAUUGAGCGAGCACUGGCACAACUGGUUGGAUCAGGCAUCACACCCGUGGCAUUUUCAUUUGGAUGGGUGGCGUAUGCAGUGUCAGCAGUCAACUCGGCGGUGGGAGAGAACCGUCUCAUGCCCCUUCCAGACUGUGACUGCAAAGUGAUCAACCGCAAGACAGGCUACGAUCGAGGAAACACGAGCUGGAUCAUUGGACGAAUAAUGCGCGACUUUGAGAGUUGGAAAGACGAUGAUACACCAGAAAAUGACAAGAUUGGAGACAAGGUCAACGCGGUCAUCGAGUCGGUGUGGAAAUACCAGAAGAAAGAGGCAGACAAGGAGCACGAGGGUUCUGGAGCGUUCGUGCCUCGUCCAGCGCAGGCUGGUUUGUGCAUCAGCGUGUGGGAGGCAUUGCCCACCAAGAAGGGCCAUCCUGGUCGUGACUUGGUCUACUACAUUGGGUUUAUAACCACGAUUGUACAAUUGGGCAUCGCCGCCAUACCAUGCGGUCUCUACGGCGACUGGGGGAUCAUCAUGGUGACGGGUGCAGGAAUUAUCCUGUCGUUCCUGUCCGGCAGUCUACCACAAUGGAAGGAGGAGAAAUGGGCAUGUCGCGAGAACGCAAAGAAAGAUGUCAUUAUCACGCGUGGCAAUGGAGCACAACACGCUCUCUUGAUCUUGGGCAGCCAAGGUGGACUGGACCUGGAAGAUCUGGCCGCAGGGCAGACGAACCUGGACUUUUCCAAGUCUUGGGCCACACGACUGGUGGUCAUCGGCCUCGCCACGCUGUGGGUGUUGCUACUCGUCACGGCGUCCAGUCUGAGUGACAACGCCUGGUUCUUGCUGGCCGUCGGUGGCAUUGGCAUCCUACAAAACAUCUACGUCGCCGCUUGGAGGCGCAAUCCUCGACAAUUUGGUAUCCCGCUCAAAUACAAGGAGAGUAUCAUGGAGCGAAAGGUCAUGGACGCAUUGUAUACAGCAGAGCAAAAGUACCCUCGUACGGGUCUGAAUCUGUUGCCGACAUUCUUCCCUGGGAAGUUGCGUGAUGGCGAGCAGAGGAUAUGGGAUUCAUACGAGGAAAUAGCAAAUGGAGGAAGUGGAAAUGGGACUGCAAAUGGGAGUGCAGGUGGAGGUGCAACUGCCACAUCUACGGGUGUUGACACAGCACCUGCUGCUUCUGCUUCUUCUGCUUCUUCUGCUCCUUCUGCUCCUGCACCGAAUGCAACAGCUACAGCAGCAGGAGCAACUUCUUCACCCCCAACACAACCAUCAUCUUAGGCGGCAGAACCAUCCUCAACGGGUGUAUCUGUGAAUUCUUGAUUCAUGGAAUGGGAAUUUCGGUAAUUUGAGAUUAAGAGUAUUCAGAUAUUCUAUCAAAUCAAAUUCUGUUGUUC